UGAGGCAAAGAAUAUACACACAUAAGUUCAAGCUUUUGCAAAAAGCUAUCACUUCCAUUCAUCUUCAAUCUUCAAAAUGAAUCAUUUUUAAUUCAAGAAAACACUCAUGUUGAUGCUAAAACCCCUUUUAAUUCUUAAAAAAGUUAUCUUUUUUAUACCCCACAUAACAGAAAAAUAGUUAUAGUGAAGAAUUUGAUAACAUAGGAUAGCUUAGUUAUGGAGGUUGCUGGGAAAAACCUGUUUUCUUCACCACCAACUUUUUCUCAGAAAACCCAACUCAGGAAUUGUCCUUGUUCAAUUUCUUCUUCAGUUCUGAUGCUUCAUGAUCAUGCUGCUCCAGCACUUACUUCAGUGCCACAUGCUUAUUUGGCUCGACAUGUUCCUCCAUCAGCUAUCAAUCUGGAGCAGCAGUUUGAGAAUCGGCUGGAAUUUCACCUAGUAAAGGAAGAGAAAACAUCCCUGGCAACAAUAGAUAGGGAGCUUUUGGAAGCUGCAUCAUCAGCAAUAGAAGAGAAUGACGUUGAUUCAGAGAAAAAUAUAAAAGCUUUGCAAAUGCAGCUACUUCAUUGGCCUGGUCCAUAUUCAUUUGCCCCGUAUUAUCUGAAGGAAAAAGGACCCCUAUCUACGGAUAAGGAACCUCUUCGCAGUAAGGGAGAGAAAUUAAUGAACGUUGAACCACACAGUGUGGUUGCUCUUGCCAAAAAAGCUUUGUUGGCAUCAAGAGAGGCAGCGUUAUUAGCCGAAGACUCCAAAUUACUUGAAACCACCUUUGACGAUUCUAAUUUUCCAGAUUUCCUAUCCACAAAUUUGGCUGACGAUAAACUGAAAGAGCGAAGGACAGUGAGGUCAACGCGUCUUAUAGAGAGGCAGUCUCGGAAAAGGGGAGCUCCAAAGCCAACUCAUCAAGUUCAGGAGACAAAUCGUUCAGGUAGGCCAGAAGUGCGGAGAAGAGUGAACGAAUCUAUUGAUCUAAAUGAUCCUCUUCGAAUGUUCCUAUGGGGUCCCGAAACUAAACAACUUUUAACCGUCAAAGAGGAGUCUGAAUUGAUUGUCAAGAUACAGGUUUCCAUGAAAUUACAAGAAGUGAAGCAUCAGCUUCAGACUCAGUUUGCUCGUGAACCAACACUGUUCGAGUGGGCUGAAGCUGCAGGGCUUACUUCUCGAGAAUUGAAAUCACAACUUCUUUCUGGCAAGAGCAGCCGUGAGAAAUUAAUUAAUGCCAAUUUGCGAAUGGUGGUUCAUAUUGCUAAGCAAUAUCAAGGACGUGGUCUCAGCCUUCACGAUCUAUUGCAGGAGGGAAGCAUGGGACUAAUGAAAAGUGUCGAGAAGUUCAAGCCUCAAGCAGGUUGCCGAUUUCCCACCUACGCAUAUUGGUGGAUAAGGCAAGGAGUUAGAAAGGCCAUAUUUCAACAUUCUAGGACAAUCCGUUUGCCAGAAAAUGUGUAUGCGCUUCUCUCUAAGGUAAAAGACGCGAAAAAGUUAUGCAUUCAACAAGGUAAUCAUCAUCCAACCAAAGAAGACAUUGCGUCACGCGCUGGAAUGAGUGUGGAAAGGUUGCAGAAUCUGCUAUCAACUGUUAGAACACCUCUUUCGAUACAACAGUCGGUGUGGUCAGAUCAAGAUACUACUUUCCAGGAAAUUACUGCUGACAAUGCAAUUGAAGCACCAGAACUGAGUGUGUCAAAGCAACUAAUGAGGCGACACAUACGCGGCCUCUUAAAUGUCCUGAGUCCAAAGGAAAGGAAAAUAAUCCAACUUAGAUUUGGCAUUGGAGAUGGCAAACGAAAUUCACUCUCCGAAAUAGGUGCUGUUUUUGGACUGUCAAAGGAACGAGUUAGACAGCUAGAAACUCGAGCGUUAUACAAGCUAAAGCAGAAUCUUAGCAAGCACGGGCUCGAUGCAUAUUCCGAUAUGCUCUUUUAGAUCAGACACUCUUUGAUUUACGUAGCGAGAUUCGAGGUGGAGUUGUGGCUGAUGCAGAAUCAACAGUACAUACAAGUUGUUCACACACCCUUGUAAGUAUGGGGCAAAUGUUUUAACUGUUUUUAGUUUUGCUUUACAAACACUUGUGAACAUGAUGUUUCUGGUCUUGCCCUUUUUGUCUUGUAAAGUAUCAAGUUGUAAAUCUUUUCUUUCUUAAUCCUGACAUUUAUUCUAAUGGAUUUUUUUUUCGAAAA
Capsicum annuum is the source of this 2177-nucleotide messenger RNA. Its product is annotated as RNA polymerase sigma factor sigF, chloroplastic. NCBI's taxonomy places the organism in Eukaryota, Viridiplantae, Streptophyta, Magnoliopsida, Solanales, Solanaceae. Gene Ontology annotation, molecular function: DNA-binding transcription factor activity. Bases 217 to 1923 code for a protein of 568 amino acids. The record is from RefSeq and is a predicted model, not a curated record. Gene Ontology annotation, biological process: DNA-templated transcription initiation; regulation of DNA-templated transcription. The transcript has 9 exons.